AUGGCUACAACCUCUGUCAAGCUCCAGCCUGUAGGUUCGGAUAUGAUCAGGAAUACUGAACGACAGCAACAAGUAUCGGAUAACAGGUCUGAGCCCCAAACUCCGAUCAACGAAUUUUCUUCGCUCCCGCCAGUGGACACAGGCAAGGAGGCAUGGCUCUUCCUGGCUGCCUGCUGGGGCGUUGAAGCCGUCACAUUCGGCUUUGGCUUCUCUUUUGGUGUUUUCCAAGACUACUACACAUCUCAUGAGCCAUUCGCUGGUUCGGGUAGCACAGCAGCUAUCGGUACCACGACGACUGGAAUUCUGUACCUGGGCGCCCCAUUCGUGGUCACAGUCUGCAAGAUGUACCCUCGACAGGCUCGCUGGUUCACGCUCGUUGGUCUCUUCAUCGCUUCCCUAGGCCUCGCCAUGAGCUCCUUCUGCACAAGCGUGCCUCAACUCAUCAUCACACAAGGAGUAGUUUUUGGCUUCGGAGGUUGCAUCUCCUAUUGUCCUUGCACCUUGUAUAUCGAUGAGUGGUUUGUCCGACGCAAAGGUCUUGCAUACGGUAUCGUCUGGAGUGCCGCUGGUUUCGGUGGUGCGGUCCUUCCACUCGUCCUCGAAGCACUCCUUCAAAACGUUGGAUUCGCCAAAACCACCCAAAUCUGCGCAGGUAUGCUGUUCGCAAUUUCGGCUCCGCUGUCAUUCUGGGUGAAGCCUCGACUGCCUUAUUCAGCGAGUGUGCAGAAGAAGCCACUGAACAUGGGUUUCGCUACGACAAAGGUAUUUAUCCUGUAUCAACUGGCCAACAUUGUCGAAGCAACGGGCUACUUUUUACCUGCCAUUUACCUACCGACAUACGCUCGCACGACCCUCGGUGUAUCCAAUUUCCUAGGUGCACUGUCCACAAUCCUCGUCAACAUUUCCGCAACUGUCGGCCUCGUACUCAUGGGUCACUUCAGUGACAAACUGCACGUCACAACCUGCAUGCUUAUCUCCGCCGGCGGUGUUGCGACAUCAGUCCUCACGAUCUGGGGUCUCGCCUCCAAUUUAGCGACUCUGUAUGUGUUCUGCAUUUUCUACGGUUUAUUUGCAGGAUGCUGGCCAGCGAUCUGGCCGGGUAUCAUGAAAGAGAUUGCCAAGCGGGAAGGCGGUGAGACAGGUGGCGCUGCAAAUCCGAUGGUCCUUACGCACUUGUGCUUUGGCAAAGGCAUUGGGAACGUCGUAUCUGGGCCGCUUAGCGAUGCGCUUAUCAAGGGGAGACCCUGGCAAGGGAAGGUCAUGGGCGGGUAUGGCAGCGGCUUUGGUGUUUUGAUCGUGUAUACGGGGGUGACAGGGUUGCUGAGCGGCGCGAACUAUCUACUGCAGCAUCUGCAGCUGCUUUAG
Molecule: messenger RNA, 1365 nt
Organism: Didymosphaeria variabile
Lineage: Eukaryota; Fungi; Ascomycota; Dothideomycetes; Pleosporales; Didymosphaeriaceae
Exons: 2
Coding region: 1-1365 (454 amino acids)
Biological process (GO): transmembrane transport
Cellular component (GO): fungal-type vacuole membrane
Molecular function (GO): transmembrane transporter activity
Source: RefSeq, a predicted model, not a curated record